Molecule: messenger RNA, 1572 nt
Organism: Thrips palmi
Lineage: Eukaryota; Metazoa; Arthropoda; Insecta; Thysanoptera; Thripidae
Product: MTOR-associated protein MEAK7
Exons: 8
Coding region: 177-1454 (425 amino acids)
Source: RefSeq, a predicted model, not a curated record
CAGCUGACGGCUGACGGGACGACGUCUGCAAUGAGCUGUCUGCUGGGAUCAAGAUGCUCGUCGCCGCCUCAUAUCAGUAAUCGGAUCCGCUUUGUCUAAUCGAUCGCGAAAGCGGCAGUUUGCGGUCGGCAGCGUCCUGUGGCUUUGGGCUUUUGUGGUUUGCCUUUCCCAACACAAUGGGGAACGCUGACAGCAAACAAGGCAAAACUGCCCGUCGCAUUCCCGCAGAUGAAGUGCGGGCCCUGGCGUCGUGUCUUGGUGUCAAAUCCGAGUCGGAUUCACUGUCCGAAGAAAAGGUUUUCAAAAAUUUGUCAUGGAAAGAAAUCGCCAAUCCUGUUCCUCUAAAAUUAUGGAAGAGCAUCUCAAGAGGUUUGCCUCAUGCAAAAUUCUCCAAUAUUCUGGAUUUAGUUGAUGCUGUAAUUUACCAAGACCCAGGCUAUGCUUCAAAGUACUUAGUAAACCUACUCGAAGCACCCCUUCUUGACUCUGCUGCUGUAUAUACCCUUCAUCUCUUGAAACUUUUCAACACCUUCCAUACAGCUGCGAGAGAUAGUUGGCAGAGAAAUGGUGUCAAUCCCUCAGAUGAGACAGCUCAGUUGCUAACAGACAAAAUGAUACAAAGCUUGCAUAGCUUAACAAAUGACGACAAUGAAGAGCUUAUUAUGAGUUGGCUUCAGAGAGAACCACUGCUUUAUGCAGUGCAAAGAAGUGUCCUCUGCUCUCUGUUUAAGUUAAGUUCUUCAAGUAUACCUGAUAUCAUUCCUUUACUCACUUGCCAACUGAGUCCAAAACCUAAGCCCACUAUUCUAGAUAUUUAUGACAUUAUGUUCAUAAAUAAUAGUUUGCCUCAUGACUUGCAAUCUGAAUGGUCACUAUUGUUUUCCACUCGCAUUCAUGGACUGAGUUUUACUUCAAUGCUUGGGAAGAUGAUGAACAAAGGCCCAACAUUAUUAAUCAUAGAGGAUACCAAAGGGCAUGUUUUUGGAGGAUUUGCAUCUGAUAGCUGGCGGCUUGGGCCCAAGUUCAUUGGAAAUGGAAAAUGUUUCCUAUUUAAACUACAUCCAUUCAUGGCAGCUUAUACAGCCACCGGCUACAAUGAACAUCAUAUGUAUCUUAAUCAUCAACAACAAACUAUGCCUAAUGGUUUGGGAAUGGGAGGACAGCUAGGUCACUUUGGUAUCUGGAUUGAUGCUGAUUUUGGGAAAGGACACUCAAGUGAAGGCUGCUCAACUUAUCAACGGGUUCCUACCCUAUCAGCUGAAAAAGAAUACACCAUAGAGCAUUUAGAAAUAUGGGCUGUUGGGCCUCCACCCAAAGAGGAUUCAGAUGAUGAAACAGAUGGUAACAAAAGAAGCAUUUUGGACAAAGAUAGUGGUGCAAAGGCUAUGCUUGAAAUGAUCGAUAGAGGCCACCAUAGUGAAGGAUUAAGAGAAGUACCUGAAGAAACUUAUUAAGAACCAGACACUAUUGCUGGCAUGAUAAAAACAUUAAUUUAAGUAUGUUGCAAUCAAAAAGUCUGUUCUGUAUUUAUUUGUUCUUUACCAUAUGUUUUAAGUAAAUUAUUAAGCUACA